Drosophila busckii is the source of this 1782-nucleotide messenger RNA. It is a transcript of the gene IFT54, whose product is annotated as TRAF3-interacting protein 1. Lineage: Eukaryota; Metazoa; Arthropoda; Insecta; Diptera; Drosophilidae. Gene Ontology annotation, cellular component: ciliary basal body; axoneme; centrosome. Bases 1 to 1782 code for a protein of 593 amino acids. The transcript has 4 exons. The record is from RefSeq and is a predicted model, not a curated record. Gene Ontology annotation, molecular function: microtubule binding. Gene Ontology annotation, biological process: intraciliary transport; regulation of microtubule cytoskeleton organization; cilium assembly.
AUGUCUGACGAAGUGGAUGCGGCGAUUAUAAAGGCCACUCAAGAUAGUUUGGGUAAAUUUAUAAAGAAGCCACCACUGACGGAAAAGCUGCUAAAGAAGCCGCCGUUUCGCUUUUUGCUGGACAUAUUCAAUGAGUUUAUUAAGCAAACGGGCUGCUUUGAGGGUCUUUAUGCGCCGGAGGAGCAGUUGUUUGAAAACAUAGCCGACAGACAUGACAAGACGCAGUUUCUGCAAAAGAUGAUAGACGUAACAAAAUUGACCACCAAGCGAGAGCUCAAGGUGCGCACCUCCAAGAUUGUCGCUGGCCACGAGCCACAGCUAACCAAUGAGUUGCUGCAGGCUAUGGCCAGCGUUGCCGAGCAGGGUUUGGACUGGCGCAGCGUUGUGGAUAGCUAUGAGAACAAAGCCAAGCCUAAGGCAAAGGAAGCCAAGCCCAAGGAGAACAAAAGCUCACCCAAUAGUCAAGUGACAGCAGCUGCUUCACGCAAGGACAAGCGCGUAUCGCCGCAGGAGCAAAAACUGCGUAAGGCUACGGAGCAAGCAGCGCGCUCGCCGCCCGUGCCUGGCAAGGAGAAGACACAACGAAGACAGAAAACUUCAACGGAGGCAGAGGCAAAGCCCAAGCUUAGCAAGCAAGGUUCCAAGCACAAGACGCCGUCGCCAACAAAACCAGCAGGCAAACCAAAGCCGCAAACAUCCACAGAAAGCGAGGCCAUGUCGCCGGCGCCCGUCAAGCAGGUUACACCCGAAGCGCCAGCUAAGCAUAGCGCUGAGGCUAGAAGAUCGCCGAAGGCCAACACUGAGCACAGCUUGGAGACAACUGCAGCGUCAAGUGUUGUUGCUGCUCCCAACUUAAAUGUUGAGCCAGAAAGCCGCAAAUCGUCGAGUAAGAGUCGCCGCUCAAGCGCUAAGCGUGAGGCAGCGCCAGAGCCGCAGUCCAUUGAAACACCCUCACCAGCUAGCGAAGCCAACAACAAUCCGCCAGUGCAGCCACAACCAGACAGCAACAACAACAGCAACAAUAGCAACAUGGAAAUCAAACGACAGCGUGAGAACACAUUUACGCGUGAAAGCUCUCGAGAUUCAAAUAAUUCAGUUACACGUCCACGUACCUCAUUGCGUCCACCCAGUGCACGGCCAGCUUCAGCGCGUCCCGGUGCGCCACGUCGUCGCAAUGUAGAAAUUGUGUUGCAGCCCAAUGAUCAGUUGAAGAUGUCCGGCAUUAAUGUUAAGCUGGAAACCUUUGGUGACUUUGAUGACGAUGGCGAGAACUUGGUUAUCAUUGAGGAUGCCAAUGCACAUGACAUUGAGUCGGGUGGCGGUGCGGAGACGCAACUGGAUGCAGAUCAGCCCAAUCAGGGCCGCUUGGUGCAGCAAAUACUCGAAACACAAAAGGAACUUGUGCAGCCAAGCAGCGAGCCCAGCAAGGAGGAGCAGCAGCCGCAGCUGCGUCAAAGCUCUGCGCGCCAAAUGAACGAUCUGCGGGAUGUUAUACAGUCGCUGACCAAGAGUGUGAAUCCAUUGGGCAAGCUUAUGGAUUUCAUACCCGAGGAUAUUGAUGCCAUGCAGCUGGAGCUAACCAUGUGGCGCGACACCUAUACUCAGGCCUAUGCGGAGCUGAAGCGUGAGCAGAGUCUUACCGCAAGUGCCACGGAGCCGAUGAAGCAGCAGCUGCUGGCAAUUGAGGCAAGCAUUGAGGAGUACAAGGAAUUGAUUGACGAGAGCCGGCACAAAAUUUUACAGAACAAUGAGCGCAUACUUAAAAUGUUAAUGGAACAAUAG